Panthera uncia (snow leopard) is the source of this 1122-nucleotide messenger RNA. RefSeq names its product chromatin accessibility complex subunit 1 (gene CHRAC1). Lineage: Eukaryota; Metazoa; Chordata; Mammalia; Carnivora; Felidae. The transcript has 3 exons. Bases 201 to 593 code for a protein of 130 amino acids. Gene Ontology annotation, molecular function: protein heterodimerization activity. The record is from RefSeq and is a predicted model, not a curated record. Gene Ontology annotation, cellular component: nucleus; CHRAC.
GCCUUUCCGCCCGCUCCGCGCGGCAUCUCGGGGUUUGUAGUUCUGCCCCGGAAGGGCGGCUGCCGGCCCCCGAGGCCGCGCCUCCCCGACACUACAACUCCCACGGGGCAGCGGGCCUCCGCUCCCGCACCCGCCAGGCCGGCAGGCCGCCUGCCUCGCUCGCGGCGGGUCCGGCGGCCGCCGCGGGGAGGGGCGCGAAGAUGGCGGACGCGGUCGCGGGCAGGGACAGGUGCGGGGAGCAGCGGCUCGUGUCGCUGCCGCUGUCCCGCAUCCGGGUCAUCAUGAAGAGCUCGCCCGAGGUGUCCAGCAUCAACCAGGAGGCGCUGGUGCUCACGGCCAAAGCCACGGAACUCUUUGUUCAGUAUCUAGCCACCUAUUCCUACAGACAUGGCAAUGGAAAAGAAAGGAAAGCACUCACUUACAGUGAUUUAUCAAAUACUGCAGAGGAAUCGGAAACUUUUCAGUUUCUUGCAGAUAUAUUACCAAAGAAGAUUUUAGCUAGUAAAUAUCUGAAAAUGCUUAAAGAGAAGAGGGAAGAGGACGAGGAGAAUGACACGGAUGAUGGAAGUAAUGGGGACGAAGCAGAGUCCUAAACCCAAAGUCAGCCUGCGGAGCGCCCUCCUGGAUUAGCACCAUUGCUUUGGAGUAAGCACAGCACCACGUGACUUUAGACUCUUCAGUUGUCAGAGACUUCAAGUACAUUGUAUGCCCUCCUGGCUGCCUCAGGGCACCUGAUGUGCCCACGCCAUAGAUGGCCAACAGGAAAGGAACCCAGACAGCAGCCUUUCCCUGAGGGGCGCACGCUGCAGGCCUGGGGCAGGGCGUACCAAGAAAGCUGCCUAUGCAGUCGGGCAUGCCUGGUUCAUCUGCUGCGGGUAAGCUGUAGAGGCAGACAAGUUGGCUUAACUUUUUAAUUUACAGAGAGAUUUUAAAGAGCUUCUAAAUAUCAGUUGUGUAAAUUCAUAGAUGACUAUUUGGAAAUUAGUUCUUGUAAACAACUAGCUGUAGUUUGAGCUAAAAAUAUAGUUUAUGGGUAGUAUGUUGCGUUUGAAAAUUUGACGAUUUGUCUUAAAUACUGCAUUUUUAUUAACUGAAAAAUAAAUUUCUUUAUUAGAAGCUGUA